Acanthosepion pharaonis is the source of this 1758-nucleotide messenger RNA. The record is from the annotation of a GenBank genome assembly. Lineage: Eukaryota; Metazoa; Mollusca; Cephalopoda; Sepiida; Sepiidae.
AUGACUACCACUCUCUUUUCUUUCCUCUCUCUCUCUUUCUCUGAGAGUUCAUUACAUGUUAUUCUCUUCAUAUCUAUCUAUCUAUCUAUCUAUCUAUCUUAUUUUUGCAUUUACCUUCAUUGGUAUUUUUCGCUCUUUCUCAUUUUUUGCAUUUUUUUCUUUCCAUUUUUCUUUUGCUUCAUUUUCUUUCUUUCUUUCCUUUGGUCAUGCUUUAUUUGUUUCUUUCUUUUACUUUUCAUUUUCUUGCUUUUGCUUUAUAUAUUUUCUUUCUUUCUUUCUUUCUUUCUUUCUUUCUUUGGCUUUACUUUCAAUCUUUCGUUUUUCUUUUUUUUUUUCUUACCUGGUCCUUUCAUUCUUUUCUUUAUUCUUUUUUUUUUUUGCUUCUGCUUUCCUAUAUCUUUCUUUCUUUCAUUUUUCUUAUUCAUUUUUCUUUCUUUUGCUUGUCGUAUCUUUUUCCUUCUUACGUUUUUUCUUUCUUACUUUUCAUUGGCCUUUCUUUCUUUUGCUUGUCCUUUUUUCUUUCUUUCUUUUCAUUGUCAUUUCUUUUCUUUUGUUUGUUUUACUUUUCUUUCUUUCUUUUCCUUUCCCUUUCUUUCUAUUCCUUGUACUUUCUUUUUUCUUUUGCUUUUUUUUCUUUUGCUUAUCCUUUCUUUCUUUUCAUUUCAUUUCUUUCUUUUCUUUCCUUUGUAUUAUCAUUUCUUUUCCUUUUCUUUCCUUUGUUUUUUGGCUUUUUUUUACUUUCUUUUUUUGUCUUUAUUUUGCCUUUCCUCUGUUUUUUGUUUCUUUCUUUUUUUCUUUUUUUUUUUCCCUUAUUUCUUUACCUUUCUUUUCUUUUUGUCUUUAUUUUGCUUCUCCUCUGUUUGUUUGUUUCUUUCUUUCCUUCUUCCUUUUUUUCCCCUUCCAAUUAUUUCUUUCUUUCUUUUCACUGCCAUUUCUUUCUUUUCUUUUGUUUCUAUUAUACUUUCUUUCUUUCUAUUCAUUGUUCUUUCUUUUUUUUUCGCUUGUCCUUCCUUUCUUUCAUUCAUUCAUUUAUUCGCUUUUUCUUUUUUUCUUUCUUUCUUUCUUUCUUUCUUUCUUUCUUUCUUUCUUUCUUUCUUUCUUUCUUUGAUUCUUUCUUUUCACUGUAAUUUUUUCUUUUCUUUGUAUUUCUUCAUUUUUCUUUCUUUUUCUUUCCUUUUCUUUCUAUUUCUUGUUCUUUCUUUCUAUUUUCCUUUCUUUUUUCUUUCUUUUUUCUUUUGCCUUUUUUAUUCUUUCUUUCGCUUGUUUUUCUUUCUUACGUUUUUUCUAAUUUCUUUCUUUCUAAUUUUUUCUUUCUUUCGCUUGUCCUUUCUUUCAUUCUAUCUAUCUUUCUUUUUUCCCUUCCUAUACUUUCUUUCUAUAUUUUCAUGUAUUUCUUUUCUUUUGUUUAUAUUAAUUUUUCUUUCUUUCAUUUCCUUUUCCUUUCUUUUUCUUCCUUGUUCUUUCUUUUUCCCUUCCUUUUUUCUUUCCUUGUCCUUUCUUUCGUUCCUUUUUUCUUUUGUUCUUUCUUUCUUUUCCUUGUCCUUACUUUCUUUCCUUUUUCUUUUGAAUUUUUCCUUUCUUUCUUUCUUUCUUCUGUUUUUUCUUUCUUUUCCUUGUUCUUUCUUUUUCUUCGGCUUGUCCUUUCUUUCUGUCUUUCUUUCUUUUUUUCUUUCUUUCUUUUGCCUCUCCUUCCGUGUGCCCCGUUCUAUUUUUAGGUAUUUACUCAAUUCCCCUCUUUUAUCCUUUUUUUACACUUAA